CAAAAUUAACAUUUAAUGUUGCAAUUUAUAUCAAUAUUGAAUAAAAAUUUAAAAAAAAAUAUUUAAAUAAAAUGAAUACUUGUGCUUGUAACUAUAAAUUAAUAAUUCUUACUUUGAAUUCAAAGUAUUGCCAAAACACAUUUAUAUCUUCGCACUAUAAUUGGUCCAAGCAUCAACGUACAAUUCUGCCGAGAUAUGUUUCUAAUGGUUCUGCUAGAACUGAAAAAAGCCGUUUAACACAGCUCUUAGUCAAAUCUCUAAAAAUUGCUUCAAUGGCUUUUGGUGUAUCAUUAUUAGCAUUUGGAGGAUAUUUACUAGUGUUUGAAGACGAUGAUUUAGUUCAAAAAGAAAACAAAAAUAGUCCACUAAUUAUUAAAAUCUAUGAACGGAUAUGUUUCAGAAUAGAAUUUUAUCAUAAGUUGUUUACAAUUCCUGCAACCAAUAAAUUAUUACCAGAUUCAUUACCAGAUUAUUACGAUAAACCUCAAUAUACACUUGUGUUGGAGAUUACUGAUCUCCUUGUACAUCCAGAGUGGAGUUACAGUACAGGUUGGAGAUUUAAAAAAAGACCAAAUGUUGACUAUUUUUUGGAAAGAGUUGGAAAGAUUUUCGAGGUAGUUGUAUACACGGCUGAAAAUGGUUAUAUUACUUCUCCAAUAUUAGAUGAAAUUGAUCCUAAUGGUUGGAUUCAGUAUCGCUUAUCACGUCAAUGUACUGAAUUUAGAAAUGGUCAAUUAGUAAAAAAUAUUGAAAGAAUUAAUCGUGAUUUAUCAAAAGUAAUUCUUAUAGAUUGGAAUACGAGUUGGACACAACUUCAUCCUUAUAACACUCUAAUUAUACCUAGAUGGAAUGGUGAUGAAAAUGACAACUCGCUUAUUGAUCUUGCAGACUUUUUAAACGUGGUCUUUGCAAAUGAAGAAAAAGAUGUAAGAGAGAUUUUAAGUGAAUUUAAACGAUAUGAUGAUCCUAUAAAGGCAUUUCGAGAAAAUCAAAGAAAAUUAAAGGAAGAAACUAAGGUUGAAGAAGAAAAAGAAAAAGAAAUAAAUAAUAUAGAAGAUAAUAAUAAAUCAUGGUUAUCGUGGAUAUCUUGGAUUUAUUGAUUUAGUAUAAACAAAAAACAUACACAAUACAAUUUAUUUGUAUACAUUAUAUAUACUUUGUUAACAAACAUAUUGAAUAUCUAAUAGUAUGUAUGAAUUUUAACAACUGAAUAGAAAUCAAAAAUU
Messenger RNA from Rhopalosiphum maidis (corn leaf aphid), 1226 nucleotides. RefSeq names its product mitochondrial import inner membrane translocase subunit TIM50-C-like. Lineage: Eukaryota; Metazoa; Arthropoda; Insecta; Hemiptera; Aphididae. The transcript is spliced from 8 exons. Bases 72 to 1100 code for a protein of 342 amino acids. Gene Ontology annotation, molecular function: phosphoprotein phosphatase activity. The record is from RefSeq and is a predicted model, not a curated record.